UCUUUAUUACAUACCCCAUUCAUUAUUUAUCUGCUGCUUCAUAUUCAAACUGCUUCACUUCUGAAGAUAGAUAGUGAAGCAACCUAUCAAGAGCCCAAUUGCUUCAUAUAUACCAUUCUUUCAUUUUUUUUUCCUUUAGAAAUACUCAGCUAGACACUUCAAGAACUUGGUAUAUUUAAAAAGGGGUUUGGGUGUUUAUUCUUUCACCACUUCUCCAAUGGGGAAAUUAGCUUUGUUUCAUUUGCUUUGUGGAAUCUUGAUUUUUUGGGCUGUCUCUGUGGUAAAAGCAGAGGAUCCUUAUAAAUACUUCACAUGGACUGCCACUUAUGGAAUGGCUUCUCCAUUAGGUACUCCCCAGCAGGUAAUCCUUAUCAAUGGUCAAUUCCCUGGUCCUAGGCUUGACCUUGUCACUAAUGAUAAUAUCGUCCUCAACUUGAUUAAUAAGUUGGAUGAGCCCCUUCUUUUGACAUGGAACGGAAUCAAACAGAGAAAGAACUCUUGGCAAGACGGUGUUUUGGGAACAAAUUGUCCUAUUCCUCCAAACAGAAAUUACAUUUACAAGUUUCAACCUAAAGAUCAGAUUGGGAGCUAUAAUUAUUUCCCUUCAACUCAACUGCACAGAGCUGCUGGAGGUUUUGGAGUGCUUAAUGUUUAUGCUAGAUCUGUAAUCCCCGUUCCAUAUGCAAAACCUGCUGGAGAUUUCAGUUUGCUUAUUGGUGAUUGGUACAAGACUAGUCAUAAGGUAUUGCGGCAAAUAUUGGAUUCAGGGAAGUCUCUUCCCUUCCCAGAUGGUCUCCUUGUAAAUGGCCAAAAGCAGUCAACUUUCACUGGCGAUCAAGGCAAAACAUAUAUGUUCAGGAUUUCAAAUGUGGGUUUGAAAACAACCAUUAACUUCAGAAUUCAGGGCCACAAGAUGAAGCUGGUAGAGGUUGAAGGAUCACAUGUCAUUCAAAAUUUAUACGAUUCUUUUGAUGUCCAUGUUGGUCAAUCUUUAUCUAUCCUUGUCACAUUGGAUCAAUCACCAAAGGACUACUACAUUGUUGCAUCUACAAGGUUCACGACAACUGUUCUUACUUCCACCUCAGUGCUCCACUACACAAACUCUCAAACACCCGUAUCUGGACCUGUGCCAGCUGCUCCAGUUAAUCAAUUUCAGUGGUCGUUGAUGCAAGCCAGAACAAUCAGGUGGAAUCUGACAUCAAAUGCAGCUAGACCAAAUCCUCAGGGUUCAUUCCAUUAUGGAAAAAUUACACCUUCAAGGACAAUUUUGCUUGCAAACUCUGCACCACUUAUCAGCGGGAAGCAGAGAUACGCUGUCAAUGGUAUCUCUUACAUAAAUCCUGACACUCCUCUGAAGCUUGCUGAUCACUUUAACAUCCCCGGAGUGUUCACUUUGGAUUCCAUUCGAAGUGCUCCCACUGCUGAUUCUCCACACCUAGCUACAGCUGUGUUGCCAUCUUCUCUCCAUGAGUUCCUCGAAAUCGUUUUCCAAAACAAUGAAGACACAAUGCAAUCUUGGCAUCUUGACGGUUAUGAUUUCUGGGUCGUAGGUUUCGGAUCAGGUACUUGGACACAAGCUAGUAGAAAAGGGUAUAAUCUUGUUGAUGCUCUUACUAGACAUACUACACAGGUUUAUCCAAAAUCUUGGACUGCUAUAUAUGUGUCUUUGGACAACCAAGGAAUGUGGAAUUUGAGGUCUGCAAUGUGGGAUAGACAAUAUCUUGGACAACAGGUUUACCUGAGGGUAUACAAUCCAACAGCCAGUUUAGCUAAUGAAUAUGACAUACCUACCAAUGCUCUUCUCUGUGGCAAAGCUGCUGCUCUUCGACAUCCUUAAUUUGGUUUCAUAUUUUUGUUUUCUUGGUCAUAAGAGGUUGACUACAAGAGAUGCCGGCAAAAGAAACUACUUGCUCCACAUGUUGGCAAGCAAAUAUUUUGUGAGUAACUUCAUAUUUGAUGUUUAAGAUUUUACUAUAUUUAUGGAACCUUGGCCAAAAGAUUUAUUAAACAGCCUUAUGAAACAUUCCAUGAUAAAUGAUGUAUAAGGCCCGAUGAACAUGAAAGAUGAGUUCUUUUAACCACCAAUAUGUUGGAUCCA
Solanum pennellii is the source of this 2098-nucleotide messenger RNA. Its product is annotated as L-ascorbate oxidase homolog. The transcript has 9 exons. Bases 218 to 1837 code for a protein of 539 amino acids. Gene Ontology annotation, molecular function: copper ion binding; oxidoreductase activity. NCBI's taxonomy places the organism in Eukaryota, Viridiplantae, Streptophyta, Magnoliopsida, Solanales, Solanaceae. The record is from RefSeq and is a predicted model, not a curated record.